CCAGGAGAGCAGAGUGUUAUCUGCGCGUGCACAUUCCUCCCCACGUGAAUCCUGCGCCGUCACCCCGCUCCUGUGUUGACGCUCACACACCUCCCACGGUGAUAUUACCUAACGAUUGUGUUGUGAUUGAGCCUUUAGUAUUGCGUGUAGGUGGUGUUGCGACUACCAGGACUCACCAGCCAGGGACCACUGGCAAGGUUCUUCAGGGACAGUGACGGAGGAAAAAUAUUAAGACAGAGAGGUGCGACAGUUGUGAUCAGAAACACUUAAUGACAACAAGAUAACCUUGAUAGCUGUAACAAGGAAAGCUUAAUGACAUCAAGAUAAGCUUGACAGCCGUGAUCUGAAACGCUUAAUGGCAUCAAUAUAGGCUUGAUGAGAAAAGGCCUUCCUAGGAACUAAGUACAAAUAUACCGGUAUUUUUGCUAACGAAUGUUCUAAGGCGGCUCGGGCGUUGUUCAAGGAGUUCUGUGUUGACACUAGAACCUAAAGAGGCCCUCCGGAUCCCUCCUCAAGACUGCUGGGACGAGCUACUAGCCGAGGACCUCCUAGCCGUCACUAGCAACUGUGAUCAGAGAAGCUGCUGCUGCAGAGACAGUAGGAGGAGGGUGUGCAGCAGGUGGUCUAGGUGAUGGUGUAGUGCAGGUGAUUUUAGGUGAGCGUGGGGGCACUACAGGACCUCCAUACCGACCGCACUGCACCUGCUACCUACUAGACGCCCAACACCUGCUGGAUGCCAGUCAGGAGAGCUACCACCACCCUUCCUCCCAACAAGUCACGCAGCGGGAUGUUCAAGUGGAUGAUAUCAGGCCAUAAGGGCAGCAAACACAAGCAAGAAAAGCUGAACAACGUGGUGGUGAACAAGAACAAUAACAACCUCAAACAGCAGCACGAUGACCGGACACAAGAGAACACCAUCUUACACAUCAGUGAACCUUCAGACACUGCCUACAACAAUCACAACAACCACCACCACACCAACAACCAGCAACAAGCAGAGCAACAACACCUGCAACAAAACAACGGAGAUAUUAAUCAAAAUCUGGAGAAAUGUGACACCAUCAUUGCCACUCACGGAUUGUCUAGCAGCGUUGAUAAUGAUGCUCCUCCUCUACCAUCAUCCCGCCCACCUCCGCCGCCAUCACACCCACCACCGCCCGUGCCACCCCACGGCCAGCACCUGCCACAACCUCCGCAGCAGCCUCUCCCGCCUGUACCUGGACACCGUCAGGACGAGAACAUGUACCAGCAAGAGCUUCUUCCUCAGGCACCGGGGACGUGUACUCUACCGAGGAGAGGUAUGGUUAGAGAGGAUCCCAACGUGCGCUUCCGGUCUCCGUCCAACCCUCCCCCAGCCUCCCGCCAGCCCCCACCAUAUUCCAGACAUCAGCCCCCAGACCCCCUGAGGCGGCCCCGUGGACCUUACCAGCCCCCUCCACCUCCCAAAAUGGAUGUUAGAGAGCCUAGAGAGCGAGAUAAACAGGAGCUCCACGGCUGCAGGGAGCCCAGAGAUAUAGAUCUGAGAGACAUACGAAACUCACGUAAUCUCGAGGACACGAGAGAGAGAGAUUUCAGAGAACUGAAAGAUCCCAAGGAGAGAGAUUCAAGAGAUCAGUGGGAAGGAAGAAAUUUCAGAGGAUCACAUGAACACAGGAAUCAGCAGGAUAUCAAGGAUGCCAGGGAUUCCACACACUUCCGAGAGAUAAGAGAGUCUUGGGAGCGCCGCAACUCCAGUGUUCCCCAGCCACACGAGGACCUCACAAGUUCGUCUCUGCCGCGCCCCAGCUACGAGUCGUGGGCCCCUAAGAACAACAGGUGGUCAGUUAGGGACCUGGAUUCUGGGUUCGACUCGCUCAGCACUCCGGCCAUGGAGAACGGGCCACACUCCCUCGACGCCCCAGCAGGACGUAAUGGGCAACUGGUGGCAGCGGACGUCCCUUAUUCACAGUCAACAGAAGACUUGCUCAAUGCCUCCAGAACCUCACCAGUGUCUAUCUCUUCUACUACGACUUCUACCUCGUCGGUGUCAUCCUCGCCUGUACAGUACCCAACAAUACGUCCUGCUAAACAACCUUGUGUAACUGGAUCCUCACACACACACCCUUCACCACACAACUCCCCCCACACACACCCUUCACCACACAACUCCCCCCACACACACCCUUCACCACACAACUCCCCCCACACACACCCUUCACCACACAACUCCCCCACACACACCCUUCACCACACAACUCCCCCCACACACACCUCCACCACACAACUCCCCCACACACACCCUUCACACACUCAUCCUUCACAGAGUUCCCCACACAUUCACCUUUCACGCAGCUCUCCCCACACACACCCUUCACGCAGUUCCCCACACAUUCACCCUUCAAAUAGCUCCCAAAACACUCACCCUUCACGCAGCUCCCCACACUCUCACCCUUCACCACACAGCUCACCACAUCCCACCAGCGGCUCACCUCGCGGACUCUCCACAUCUCAGUAUACAAUGCCAGUAGGACCCCCACGACCUGCGUCGCCUGAUGGGGCUCUGCUCUCCGACAGUGUUUACCCUCAAGACACUCAGCCCCGCUACGCAGAGAUUCCAGACCUUCCAGAGACCAGAAAAAAUGAAGAGCGGCUUAACCAUCGACUCUCUCGCGACUUCAGAGACAUUAGAGAUAAUAGGGAACUGAGGGAAGGUAGGGAAACUAAGAGGGACCCAAGAGACCUAAAAGACACGAGACACAGCAGCGAACCCAGGAAUAAUAAAGAUGCGAGAUUAUCCAGAGAAUUCAGGGACACAAGUUUGCCGCGAGAUAUCAGAGACAACCGGGACUCUAGAGCCUAUAUGGAAGUGCGGGAAGAGACCUUCGCUCAUGAUGGAGAGACGAGAGGUUUCCGUGAACUGUCAGUGGACGUAGAGGAACAUGAAGUCCUAGAGUCUCGUCAGGAGAGAAUCCAGGGUCGGCGUGAGUCGCGUUUAUAUAACGGGGAGCGUGGCGAGGCAGCCAAGGGGUUCAUCAGUGAAUCUAGCAAUUUACUGAGGGUUCGAGAUGCUCCCUCCCAUGACUGUCGCGACCGGGACGCAGACGGCGCCGACGGUCUUCAGGUGACAGAGGAACGGCGAGCCUUACAUCUGAGAGAGGGAGGUUCUCAGCAGGACGCUGUUAGACGGGGCGACGGUUGCACCGCUGCUUCCUCAGUGUCAUGGAUGGAGUGGACACAGCAACUUCAGGCUUACGUGGCUUGGGUCAACUCUCAGCUGAGGAAGCGAGGUCGACCCCUCAUCUCUGACCUGAGACGUGACCUGCAGAACGGAGUCGUCUUUGCUGAUCUCAUAGAAAUAAUAUCUGGUGAGCGCGUUGCGGGUGUCAGCCGCGAGGUGGAAGGCGCAGCGCCACAGGUCGCGCGUGAGAACCUGGAGAGGAUCCUACAGUUCAUGGCGGCCAAGAGGAUCCGCAUGACGCACAUCACCAGCAAGGAAGUGGCUGAGGGUAACCUCAAGAGCAUCAUGCGCAUCAUCCUGGCCCUGGCGGCGCACUACAAGCCACAGAGCGUCAAGGCUGCGUCACCACACCAGCAGCCGGAGACAUCAGCCCCAAGACCAUCCACACAGCCUACCACACAUGACGUGGGCGUGGGCCCUGACGCGCCCACAGCUGCCUCUGACAAGACACCCAACCUAAGCGCUAACAGGCGCGCCCUGGUGACGGGUGGCGGGGAGGACCCUGGAGGCGUGAUGGGGCUGCGACGCCAUCCAAGUAUGACUGCCGCCCCUGCCACCCCGCUGGACUCCUCCCCAGUGUACGAGAACCUGCCCAGGAGAGUGGCUCCCACCCGUUGGGCAUACGACUCCCUCAGAGCCUCCCACAAAUUCCAGUGGUCGGGACCCACCGAUUGCCCUUCCGGCCCUAACAAAGGUGGUCUCGACGAGUCUUGUGACGACCCCAUGACCACGUCUCUCAACACCUCCGUGGAGGGUGACGGGGAGGUGUCAUCACGGAGAGAGGCGUCAGGAACACGCAACACACGCCCAGCGGCACUCAACUUCUGGCAGGACCUGACCACCCGACAAGAUACUAAGACACCAUCGGACUCUCAUCCGCCUCCUCCACCCUCACAACCGCCUCCUGACGACCCUGACAACCCCUUCAGGUACCACACUAUACACCGCAUGAGCGGGCGGCGGAAACUGCCGCAGAUUCCCGGUGCUGCGACUCCCAGCAGCAGAGUGACUACACCACAGGAGGGCCAGGAGAGUCCUAGAGGCCCCGGUGAGAGGCCUGGAGGGGGUGGCGUCGGCGAGGAAGGCUCGAGGGAACCUGAAGGACGUAGCCAAAACUCGUCCCCGGCCACGAGCCUGGUCCGUGGUCCCACUAUGGACCAGUGGUCCAGGGAGAAGAACCCAAUGGAACCAUGGGAGCACGACAACCUGAAGAGUGUUCUGAGGGACCUUAACAACACAAGAGACCAGCUGCUGGCCCUCCAGAACCUGCUGCAGAGCACGACGGAGGUGGAGAGUCGUGGUGUGUGCACCUCCAGGAGCUCCCUCACAACCAACACCCCCACCAGCGUUUCAACCAACACCCCCACCAGCCUCAACCCCAACAACAAUUCUUCUAGCGACACACUCUUGGACUACAUUCCUUCGAGUCUAUCUGUUGACAAGGAAAGUCCUACCAAAGUCACCCACAGAGAGAGUCAUAAAAAAUAUAACGGGAAGGAAAGUCCAACCAAAAUAUGUAGAGAGAAAGAGAGUCCAAGCAAAACAUGUAGAGAGAAAGAGAGUCCAAGCAAAACAUGUAGAGAGAAAGAGAGUCCAAGCAAAACAUGUAGAGAGAAAGAGAGUCCAAGCAAAACAUGUAGAGAGAAAGAGAGUCCAAGCAAAACAUGUAGAGAGAAGGAGAGUCCAAGCAAAACAUGUCACGGAAAGGAGAGUCCCAUUAGAAAAUGUCGCCUCAAAGACAUUUCCAUCAAGACGUGUCGAGGUGCGGACAGCUGCAUCAAAACAUGUCAAGACAGGGAGUCGCCCGUCAGAACGUGUUACGAUCAGGACAUCCACAUCAGAACAUGGCAGGGCAUGGACAUCCCCACCAAAACACCACACAGCAAAGACAAGUCUCCGAAAGACGCCCACAACAGGGAUGACUGUAACAGAGAUUUCCUGAGGAAAAGCUCCAAGGACUCUUCAGGCAACCACAGGAGCCACAAGCGCCACUCUCGCCAGGUUAUUACUGUCUUGGAGGUCCCUAGUAUAGUUAUGGAGGUUAUUAGUAUAGCCAUGGAGGUUACUAGUACUGUUAUGAAGGUUAUUAAUAUAGCCAUGGAGGUUACUAGUACUGUUAUGAAGGUUAUUAACAUAGCCAUGGAGGUUACUAGUACUGUUAUGAAGGUUAUUAAUAUAGCCAUGGAAAUUACUAGUACUGUUAUGAAGGUUAUUAACAUAGCCAUGGAAAUUACUAGUACUGUUAUGAAGGUUAUUAACAUAGCCAUGGAAAUUACUAGUACUGUUAUGAAGGUUAUUAAUAUAGCCAUGGAGGUUACUAGUACUGUUAUGAAGGUUAUUAAUAUAGCCAUGGAGGUUACUAGUACUGUUAUGAAAGUUAUUAAUAUAGCCAUGGAGCUUACUAGUACUGUUAUGAAGGUUAUUAAUAUAGCCAUGGAGGUUACUAGUACUGUUAUGAAAGUUAUUAAUAUAGCCAUGGGGGUCAUUAGCACUGUUACGGAGGUUAUUAGUAUAGUUAUGAGCGUUAUUAGCCAGACACUGCAUCCCUCAGAGUUGGUAGAAGCCACCACAGCCUCGGUCAAGCAGGAACUGCUGCACCUCUCCCUCGCCAGACAAGCUCUCGAGGCUGACAAGCUGGAGUUGACGCGGUUGUUGGAGCAGCGUGAGGGGAUUAUUACAGAGCUGCGGAAACAGAUGUACCAGAGGGACAAGACCAUUCAAGCGCAGCGAGCGCAGUAUGAAGAAGUCAUCAAGAACGUCCAGAACGGUAAGCGGGUGGUGGGAGGAGAGUGUCCUGCUGGUGGACGCUCAGCGGUGUCCUCAGCCACUAAGGAAGAACUCCAGCUGGUGAGGGACGCUAUCGUCUCUCUCAGAAGUAACUUCAGAGAGACAGAUCCCAACCAGCACACACUGGACACACUUGAACAAGCCAUCGCUAUCCUCAUAGAACGUGGGAGUAAUGGUGGUAAUGGUGGCAGUGGUGGUAGUAGUGACAAAGCCUCACGCCCGGGAGACAAGCGGCCUUCUGUUAAUGGAGUGGGCGAGCCAUGUACCAAGGUGAUCUACUUCACUGAACGAACAGUGACACCCUUCAUGUCUACUAUCAACAAGAGACUGGGUGAGAUACGCUUGAGAGACUUCAAGAACAUGUUUGACAGACCUGGCCUCUUCCGCUUCCACUUCAAGAGCUAUGACCCAGAGUAUGGUCUGGUUAAAGAAGAGAUUGUAUACGAGGAUGACAUAUUGCCUGGAGUUGAUGGGAAGAUCAUUGCCUGGGUGGAAGAAGAUAUUGACUGAUGGAAGAUGGACAGGGCUGCAACAACACAUCAACUAGUGGAAGACUAACAUUGCCGCAACGCAAAAACUAGAAGACUGACAUCGCUGCAACACAACUACUGGAAGAUGACCUGGCUGCAACACGGCUAGUGGAAGAUGACCUGGCUGCAAUACAGCUAGUGGAAGAUGACCUGGCUGCAAUACAGCUAGUGGAAGAUGACCUGGCUACAACACAGCUAGUGGAAGAUGACCUGGCUGCAACAACACAUCAACUAACAGAAGGUGGACAAAGCUGAAACCAAAUGCUCCUCUUGCCAUCCAGCCUAAUCAAUAUUGUCCAAAGUAAAGUUUAACUCUGCAGUAAAGGCAAGCUAAAGAGUAUAAAAAUCUUUAUACUCAGUAAUUAGUAACUUGCCGCACGCCUGAACGGCUGGCCAAGGCCGCUAAUAAUACCUUCCUCAUAAUUAUUAACUUCAUCAAGAAAAAAAAAGUUGUAUUUGAUAGCAUCCUGAACAAGAAAAUUUACCAACUGAAUGUUAUUACAAAGCAAAUUGAAAUAUUUCCCAUGAUCACUGCUUGGAACUGUUGCUUGAGAAGCCAACUAUUAGUAGGGUAUUCCAGGCUUGGGCAAGAAUCAGAGGAAAUACUGGCAAGCAUUACUAACAUUCUCAUUGUGACUGGGAAGAUUAUAGGUAACUACAGUGUUAGUGCAGAGAUACCCUUCUUAUACCUGCCCACUUGCAGGUACACCCUUCUUAUACCUGCCCACUUGCAGGUGCACCCUUCUUAUACCUGCCCACUUGCAGGUGCACCCUUCUUAUACUUGCCCACUUGCAGGUACACCCUUCUUAUACCUGCCCACUUGCAGAUACACCCUUCUUAUACCCGCCCACUUGCAGGUGCACCCUUCUUAUACCUGCCCACUUGCAGGUGCACCCUUCUUAUACCUGCCCACUUGCAGGUGCACCCUUCUUAUAUCUGCCCACUUGCAGGUGCACCCUUCUUAUACCCGCAGGUGGGCAGGUGCACCCUUCUUAUACCUGCCCACUUGCAGGUACACCCUUCUUAUACUUGCCCACUUGCCGGUGCACCCUUCUUAUAUCUGCCCACUUGCAGGUGCACCCUUCUUAUACCCGCAGGUGGGCAGGUGCACCCUUCUUAUACCCGCAGGUGGGCAGGUGCACCCUUCUUAUACCCGCAGGUGGGCAGGUGCACC
This is a messenger RNA of Cherax quadricarinatus, 7709 nucleotides long. Lineage: Eukaryota; Metazoa; Arthropoda; Malacostraca; Decapoda; Parastacidae. The record is from RefSeq and is a predicted model, not a curated record.